AUGAGCCGGCGGCGGCGGCGGCGGCGGCGGCGGCGGCAGCCGGGUGAAGACGCGUGCCGCGCCGGCGGUGGCAGACAAGUAGAGCCGUGUCGAGAACUGGCCGAAGCGGGCCGACGCGGCACGAAGUCAAAUUUAGCAUGGUGUGUGUACAGAGAGGGGGAGCGUGACAGUUGGCUGCUGGGAUGUGCGGCGCGCAGGCGAGGCGGCGCGGGCGCGGGGCCUGCUCUCUCGACAGCGAGCCGCCUAGGCCCCGACGACAACAUGCUCGACAUCUUCCGCGGCCUCAAGAGCUUCGUCAAGAUCAGCCACAUCCACAUCGACUCGCCCGUCUUCCGCCUGCACUACAGCAUCACCGUCAUGAUCUUGGUCGCCUUCAGCCUCAUCGUGACCACGCGCCAGUACGUCGGCAACCCCAUCGACUGCAUACACACCAAGGACAUUCCCGAAGACGUACUCAACACCUUCUGCUGGAUACACUCCACGUACACGAUUAAGUCCGCUUUCCACAAGAAGGUCGGCGUCGACGUCCCUCACAAGGGCAUUGACAACUCGAGAGGCAGCCAGGAAGACAGAAAGAGCUACAUGUACUAUCAGUGGGUGUGCUUUUGCCUCUUCUUCCAGGCUAUUCUGUUCUACACGCCGCGUUGGCUGUGGAAGAACUGGGAAGGAGGGAAGAUCCACGCCCUUAUAAUGGACCUGGACGUGGGUAUCUGUUCUGAGGUGGAAAAGAAGCAGAAAAAGAAACUGCUUCUAGACUACCUGUGGGACAACCUGCGCUAUCACAACUGGUGGGCCUACCGCUACUAUCUGUGCGAGCUGCUGUCCCUCGUUAACGUCGUUGGGCAAAUGUUCCUGAUGAACCGGUUUUUCGACGGCGCAUUCCUAACGUUCGGCAUCGACGUACUGACAUUUAUGGAAAGUGACCAAGAGGACCGUUGGGACCCGAUGAUCUACAUCUUCCCUCGGAUGACCAAGUGCACGUUCCACAAAUACGGAGUGUCGGGUGAGAUAGAGAAGCUGGAUGCGGUGUGCAUCUUGCCGCUGAACGUGGUGAACGAGAAGAUUUACGUCUUCCUGUGGUUCUGGUUCCUGCUGCUGGCGUUCCUGACGACGCUGAGCCUGCUGUUCCGCGUGCUCAUCAUCAUGAGUCCCCGCAUCCGCGUCUACCUGCUGCGCUUCCGCUUCCGCAUGGUGCGCCGCGACGCCGUCGACGCCAUCGUGGUGCGGUCGCGCAUGGGCGACUGGUUUCUGCUCUACAUGCUCGGCCAGAACGUCGACUGCCUCAUCUUCCGGGACGUCAUGCACGAGCUCGCCGACCGUCUCAAGCGCAGUCCGGUCAUGCUGCCCGACGCGUAGCAUGGCGCAGCCAACGGACUGGCGCUCUGCAUCUCCAGCCAAGCGGGAGCCUGCGCCACGGAUGCGGUGAAACGUGGAGAGAGUUCUGCGUGGAAGAUCUUGACGUCACCUGCGAGACCAGAAGCGGAACCAUUCAACAUUCUGUGCAGCCCCGUAAAGCACAUAGUGAAUAUGUUGUUCAAUAUGUCGUUGAUAUUUCGACAAAAUCCUGUGGACUAUAGGAAUCUUGAACUCAGUGCUCGUACGUACAUUGUCCUUUACAGACGAAAAAUCUAUUGUUUCGUUGUCUUCGAACACUCAACGCAAUAAACUCGUAAUAUUUUAGUGAAAGACAAAGUGAGAGUUUGCUAGUGGAGCAUAUCCAUAAGUUUUUAUUUGUCAUAAACAUUGUGCAGCUACAGUAUCUGAAAUGAAAUCUCUUAGAUAAUAGUUUUGUAAUACGCACGUUUAUUGAAAAAUAACAUUAUUUUAUUAUCUGAAUUAUGUUCCUUAAGAUGUGCUGGUAAACCUAAGUCAAACACAAACAAAUAUUGUUCAACUGAUAGCCUAAAGCAAGUUCCAACGUCACACCGUUGUCGCUGUCUUAGCG
Messenger RNA from Schistocerca cancellata (South American locust), 1945 nucleotides. It is a transcript of the gene shakB, whose product is annotated as innexin shaking-B. The record is from RefSeq and is a predicted model, not a curated record. Lineage: Eukaryota; Metazoa; Arthropoda; Insecta; Orthoptera; Acrididae. Gene Ontology annotation, cellular component: plasma membrane; gap junction. The coding region runs from base 1 to 1356 and encodes 451 amino acids. The transcript has 4 exons. Gene Ontology annotation, molecular function: gap junction channel activity.